AUGUUAUCAGUGGACAUCCGUGCGCCGCCCACGAAGCGCCGCCGGGGAGUGAGGCAGGCUGUUCCAGAGAGCGGACGCCACCCCCCAGAAGAGCGAGGAAGGUCGAGAUUCCUGGAGGAGCGGCGAGUGGAUGUGUUCUUGAAGCAGAAGCACCCCAGGGCAAAGGUGCACCAGGAUUAUUCAUGCCUUCUGGUCUAUGCGAACGUACGGAAGAGUAUGAAUAGAUUUUAUAUCAUUCAGAUUAUCAGACUGACGAAAAAAUACAUCUGCUUUACGCGCUGGGGAAGAGUGGGAGAGAGAGGAACAUGGUUUGAGUAUGAUGGGACAGACGAGGCAAAUGCUGUAAAGAAUUUCAAGGAAAUCUUCAAAAGUAAAACCAGAAAUAGCUGGGAAAGGAGACACGCCUUCAGGUCUUACUACCGGCAAAAAUAUACCUGGAUUGAAAUAGAUGAGAAGGCGGAAGAAGGGGGCGUGUCCUGCAACUUGGAUCCGGGGACUUGCAAGUUGGUCAGACUUAUCCACGCGAAGGAGAUUCUGUGCAACAACAACAGAGAGGAUAAUAGACUCCCUUGUAAGGAUAGAUUAGGCCGUGUGGUUGCAGGUGACGGUGAAGUAGAUGUCAGAAUUUCUAGAGUUUUAGGUUUGAGCUCGAAAAUCUUCCCUAUUGGACACGGUCGACAUUUGAGGUCGACAAGGGAAAUUCUGUUGGAGUUUUCGAAAGCAAAGGACACGCUGACCCCGGCCGUGCAUCCAACGCGGGUUCUCUACGAUCAGCUGGAGUGCGACCUGCAACUCGUGUGCAAGAACUCUCCGGAAUAUAAGCUGAUCAGGGAGUACGCAACAGCUUCGAAAUCCACAUAUAGGAGGCGUAUUGUGAACCUUUGGAGGGUCAACCGCAAAGGGGAGAAGGAAAGAUUCGCGCCCCACGCUGGCCUCCCGAACCGAAAGCUGCUCUGGCACGGGACGAAGCCGUGGUGCGUCGGACGAAUCCUCCGGGAGGGGCUCAGACUUCUGCCGCACUCGGAGGGAGCUUCGGGAGGGGACUCUACUUCGCCUCCGAGUACGAGAAGAGCGCCGUCUACGCCUCCACCUGCAACUUCGAGGGCGAGAGAGCAGUCUCCUUCCUGUUCCUGGUCGAGGUGGCUCUCGGGACUCCGUUUUGAGACUGGGCAGAGUGACUCGUCGCUGAGAAGGGCCCCCGCAGGCUAUGGCAGCGUCGUCGGGAGAGGGAGGACUGAGCCAGGUGGGACUCGGUCGGUCGAGGUCGCUCGUUGGUCGCCGUCGUCCCGUCAGUUAUCUGAAUAUUACACGCGUGAUGCUAAACCCUCAGCAUCCGGACGGUCAUCAAAGCAAAAUCACCGCUUUUUCACAGCACUGUUAGGCAGAAGAUUAACAAUGGCCGCUGAAUCAGCUGUGAGAACGAUGCCAAUCUACUACAGAUCUCUCGACUUGGUUGCCAAAAAAUGUCACGAUGAAAAAACUUUAUUCUAG
Molecule: messenger RNA, 1491 nt
Organism: Penaeus vannamei (Pacific white shrimp)
Lineage: Eukaryota; Metazoa; Arthropoda; Malacostraca; Decapoda; Penaeidae
Source: RefSeq, a predicted model, not a curated record